Molecule: messenger RNA, 1635 nt
Organism: Synchytrium microbalum
Lineage: Eukaryota; Fungi; Chytridiomycota; Chytridiomycetes; Synchytriales; Synchytriaceae
Gene: GUT1
Product: glycerol kinase
Exons: 5
Coding region: 1-1635 (544 amino acids)
Biological process (GO): carbohydrate metabolic process
Molecular function (GO): kinase activity; phosphotransferase activity, alcohol group as acceptor
Source: RefSeq, a predicted model, not a curated record
AUGGAGGAAGCUUUUUUCGUCGGAGUCGAUGUUGGAACAGCUUCUGCAAGAGCCGCUGUAUUCACGUCGACUGGUGAAUGUAAAGGAUUUGGUGUAAAUGCUCUAAUAAUUUACCAAGAUGCUGCCAAUUCUGAGUAUUCCCAGGCCACUGACCAGAUUUGGGAGGCUGUAUGUCAGUCAGUGAAGGACGCUCUGAGAAUAUCAGGCGUACCUCUGAAGGCGAUAAAAUGCAUCGGAUUUGACGCCACUUGCUCUCUGGUGUGUCUAUCAGAGGCAUGUCAACCAGUAUCUGUUGAAAGUCAACCAACCACAAUAUCAACCUAUGUACCGAACGUUAUGAUGUGGAUGGAUCACAGGGCUCAAGCACAGGCAGAGGCGCUUUCUAAACUGAUAACGAGUCCCGUCCUGGCAAGAACUGGGCGGAAGAUCUCGCCAGAGAUGACUGUUGCGAAACUAGUAUAUUUAAGUCAACGGCUGCCAGACACUUAUAGUAAAAUUGGGCACUUUAUGGAGCUUCCUGAUUUCUUAUCAUGGAGAGCUUCAGGCUCGCUAAAACGUGGAGUUUGUUCUGUUGCGUGCAAAUGGGGGUUUGAUAUAGACAUUGGAUGGGACGAGCAGUUUUUGAAAGAUGCUGGCCUUCAAGAUAUGGUCAACGACCAUUAUUGCAGAAUUGGCAGUGAAUUCAGCAAGCCUGGAGAGGCAUUGGGUCAGGGAUUGUCGGAAAAGGCAGCUGAGGAACUGGGUUUAUUACCUGGAAUUUCAGUUGCGUCGGCAGUGAUAGAUGCCUAUGCGGGUGCUCUGGCUACAUUCGGAUAUCAAUUAUCAGAGCAAGAUAUCUCUACACGGUUGGCUAUGAUUUGCGGUACCUCCUCUUGCCACGUAGCUUUGAGUAAAUAUCCCGUAUAUGUUGACAAUGUCUGGGGCCCAUACAAAGACGUAUUAUUCAGGAAUAUGUUCGCAGGAGAGGCGGGGCAAUCCGCUACAGGCAAAGUGAUUGACUUUGUCAUUGAUACCCAUAUGGCUAAAGGUGAAGCGGAAGCCAACAGUCGAGCUUUGGGUAUGAAUUUGUAUGAAUAUUUAGAAAUUGAAGCUGCCAAGGAGUCUCCAGCUCUACCAGAAAUGGCAACCAAGGACGUUCACGUCCUUCCAGAUUUUCAUGGUAAUCGAUCACCCUAUGCUGAUCCCACUAUGAAAGGAAUUGUCGCUGGUUUGACACUUGAUUCAAGUGUCAAAUCGCUGGCUUUGUUAUACGUCGCAACUAUACAGGGACUUGUGUACCAGACCAAGCAUAUUAUCGAUAACAUGAAUACUUCUGGUCACGGCAUAAAAUCCAUUCACAUGUCGGGAGGCCUAUGUAAAAACACUCUACUUAUGCAAACGCUUUCCGAUGUUACUUUGUUGCCCGUCGUUCUUCCGCUAAAUAUUGAUGAGACUGUCACGUUGGGAGCAGCAAUGACAGCUGCGGCGUCAUCGGGACUGUAUUCGCUGGAAGAAGCUUCAAAAAAGAUGAAUCAAACUAGCAAAGUAAUGUACCCAAGUUCUUCCCUCGAUGUCCGCAACUAUCACAUACAAAAAUACGCUGUUUAUCAAGAGCUUUGUAAACUGCAGCUUACUAUAAAAGGAAUAAUGAAGUAA